AUGGCGAGCAUUUUAUCUCCCUCUUGGCCACAGCAUCUUGAACCCGAAACACCAAAGUUUCUUCAGACCACUUUAGUCAGUGAACUGUGCACGUUUCUUGUCUCCCCUACCAAAAUGCCACGACGGGACUUGAUGUUAACUGAAAAAAUUGGUUUCCUGGAUAAGAUCAAGCAACAAUCACGAAACACUAGUCAGCGUCGGUUGGUGGAAAUAACCGGAUUGGCAAAGACUACAAUUUCGCGCUUGAUAAAACAAAAGGAUGAGCUGCGAGAAGAAUGGGUUCAAUGUGAAGAACGAGGAGAAACUUCCAAAAACGGAAGCGUGGGGGAAGGCAAGGACCCAGAUGUCGAUGAGGCCCUUAAUGAAUGGUUUGCCAUUGUUACUGAACGAUCUGUGCGAGUAAGCGGCCCAAUGUUAAAACGCAAAGCAAAACUCGCUAAAACGCUGGACCAUGAUGACUUUAAAGCUACGGACGGUUGGUUGUCUCGAUGGAAAUCUAGACAUGACAUAAAAUUCAAGAAAGCACAUGGUGAGAAAGAAAGUGCUGAUAGUGCAAAUGCUGAAGAAUGGAAAUCGACAAAACUGCCCGAGCUUCUUGAAAAUUUUUCAGUAGAUGACAUCUACAAUGCUGAUGAGACGGGGCUGUAUUAG
Stegodyphus dumicola is the source of this 651-nucleotide messenger RNA. RefSeq names its product tigger transposable element-derived protein 4-like. Lineage: Eukaryota; Metazoa; Arthropoda; Arachnida; Araneae; Eresidae. The record is from RefSeq and is a predicted model, not a curated record.